Messenger RNA from Octopus sinensis (East Asian common octopus), 590 nucleotides. RefSeq names its product histone H3. NCBI's taxonomy places the organism in Eukaryota, Metazoa, Mollusca, Cephalopoda, Octopoda, Octopodidae. The transcript has a single exon. The coding region runs from base 128 to 538 and encodes 136 amino acids. Gene Ontology annotation, cellular component: nucleosome. Gene Ontology annotation, molecular function: protein heterodimerization activity; DNA binding; structural constituent of chromatin. The record is from RefSeq and is a predicted model, not a curated record.
UCUUUGUGUUGUGAGAGGAUAUGUGUCAACAUUUUGGCGCUUGUUGUAUAUAACACUUUAGCGCCCAGAUAUGGAGUGUAUAUAAAGCGGGCCAGUUGUUGGCGCUUUAUUGUUUGAUUGUAUCAGAAUGGCUCGUACAAAGCAGACAGCACGUAAAUCUACCGGAGGAAAGGCUCCUCGUAAACAACUUGCCACUAAGGCUGCCAGGAAGAGUGCCCCAGCAACUGGCGGUGUGAAAAAACCCCAUCGUUACAGGCCUGGUACCGUAGCUCUGCGAGAGAUCAGACGUUACCAGAAAUCCACUGAACUUCUGAUCAGAAAACUUCCCUUCCAACGUCUCGUCCGUGAGAUCGCUCAGGACUUCAAGACCGAUCUUCGUUUCCAGAGCUCUGCCGUAAUGGCUUUACAGGAGGCCAGCGAGGCUUACUUGGUCGGUCUUUUCGAGGAUACCAACUUGUGCGCUAUCCACGCCAAGAGAGUGACCAUCAUGCCCAAGGACAUUCAGCUUGCUCGCCGUAUCCGUGGUGAGAGAGCCUAAAUUGAAAAUAAGCUACUGCUUUAGACCAACGGCCCUUUUCAGGGCCUCUAAA